CAAACAUACAAAGUAUAAUCUGGAAGCAAAGAGGGUAAAAAUCCCAUAUUUAUGGAAAAAUCUCACAUUUUUUUAUCCAAGGUGAGGACUUCUAUGGACAAAUUAAGAUUUAAUUGUAAAUCAAAAUAUCGUCCCAAACAGAGAGCACAUGCUUCUUUCGAAAGGUCUUUGGGAGGGGGUGGGUAAAUACGGAUUGAGAUUUGCCCUCACAAUGAGAAAAGAGUGUGCAAAGCUUUGGCACUCAAAACUGUGGCUAUCUGAACAGCAGAGAUAAAGGAUUAUCUCUGUCAACAUGAUGCAAUUUACCCCAUCAGAGAAACCCAUCUGCAAGAAAUACAGCACAGAAAGACGCCUUUUAGGGUCCUGUAAGGAUAUCUAGUUAAGACGCAAUGCAGUUUGGGGACAGAGCGGGGUGAGCAACAGGGUUGUGAAGAACAACGGUACCAAGGGACACAACUAUGGAUCUUCAACGAAGAGAUCCAGCCUUCUACCUGGGCCAGUCGGGGCCAAUGCCUCUCCCUCAGGAGGCACAGAGCAAUCUGCAGAAUUUCCUAAAGGGGGAGCCAGUUAUUCUUGGGGUGAGCCAGAUCAUGAUUGGCCUAAUGAAUAUUUGCCUGUGGAUCAUGGUAAAGGUCUUUCUUUCAUUCCACAAACUACAUCUAUUCCUAGAGAACACGGUAUAUAACUUCAUUUUCCUUUUGGGACCAAUCUUUUUAAUUAUAUCUGGAACUAUGUCUAUUGCGUCUGGAAAGAAAACAACAAAAAAAAUGAUCUGUAGCAGCCUUGGAACGAACACGCUGGCUGCCAUAUUGGCUGGAGUGUCGCUAAUAAUCCUUGCAAUCAGAACGGAAGUCUCCAGUCACUUCUUAUCGGAAACAGUUUUAGCUCGUUAUUUCUUAAUUGGGAUUAUGAUUAUGAAACUGAUCCUCAUAAUCCUGGGACUCAUCGUCUCGGUGUUGCUGUCUGCAUUUGGAUGCAGUGCUGUCUGCUGUGAUGCGACCUCAGUGGUUGUCGACUUAUCCUCCAAUGACUGUGGAGUUGCCGUAGCCUCUCUUUAUCAUUAUUAUGAUGACGUGGCUUUCCAACAUGCUUAGUUGUUGGAGAUACCAACUUUUGAACCAUUCCUGGACUUCCUCUAAUUGUAUCAUUAAAAGUAAAUCAGUAAUCAGGUAGUAAAUAGAGUCUUAAGUGUCUGGGUGGGGGGGGGGGGAUCCAAGGUCAUAGAUUUGCUGAUGUUGACUCUGCUGGGACCCCCUACUCUAUCCUCAAUUAUGAUUCCAUUUGGACAUGAUCAAUGAAGUAUGUGAUCCCUCCGCAUCGGCACUGGCAUCGUCUCAUACCGUUGGCGGUAGGAAGAAAAGGAACACACCAGAAAGGUUGUAGGUAUUUGGGGAUUCUGGUCUGGCCUUGGAGGAUGUGUGCCAGAACAGCUGAUCCCCACAAUUUCUGAGAAGCCCUUCACUUUGGACUAUAAUGCUAAUGCCAUACUGGGAGCUGUGCACUAGGCCAGCUAGGUAGAUCAUGUGUUCCCUGACACUUUCCCUAAAAUGUACAAUUUUCUAUGACAUAAAUGAAUUAAAAUAAACCCUGCUUUUAUCCUUUAA
Herpailurus yagouaroundi (jaguarundi) is the source of this 1604-nucleotide messenger RNA. RefSeq names its product membrane-spanning 4-domains subfamily A member 4D-like. Gene Ontology annotation, cellular component: plasma membrane. Lineage: Eukaryota; Metazoa; Chordata; Mammalia; Carnivora; Felidae. Bases 459 to 1094 code for a protein of 211 amino acids. The record is from RefSeq and is a predicted model, not a curated record. The transcript is spliced from 8 exons.